CCAGCUCGCAUUCACAAGAGAUGGACUCUGUGGUCUGUGGAAUGAAAUGGUUAAAGAUGGAGAAAUUGUGUACACUGGGACAGAGUUAACCCAGGAUCAAGAACUCCCUUCUAGGAAGGAUGAUGGUGCUGAUACUCAGAAUGGAACCAAGAAAGAAGAUCUUACUGACAAAGAGAAGAAGGAGGAGGAAGAGAUGUCUGCACCCGUGUAUAAAGUCAAAUCAAUCCUGGAGAGUUGGGUGUGGGGCAAGCAACCAGGGUAUUUAUUUCUUUUAUCUUGUCUUCAAUGCCUGAGAUUCUAUCUUUCAUCCACUCUGUUGGUCCUACUUGUGACAGUGUUGAGGAGGACAUGAGUGCUUCUGCCCGGGGAGCCUCUGCUUCAGUGUUGGAGGAAACAAGGAAGGAAACCGCUCCUGUUCAGCUCCCUGUUUCAGGGCCAGAACUGGCUGCUAUGAUGAAGAUUUGAACCAGGGUCAUGAGAGGCGUGGACUGGAAGUGGGGUGACCAGGAUGGGCCUCCGCCAGGCUUAGGCCGUGUAAUUGGUGAGCUGGGAGAGGAUGGCUGGAUCAGGGUCCAGUGGGACACGGGCAGCACUAACUCAUACAGGAUGGGUAAAGAAGGAAAGUAUGACCUCAAGCUGGUGGAGUUGCCAGUGUCAUCACAGCCCUCUGCAGAGGAUUCAGACACAGAAGAUGACUCAGAAGCUGAACCAGGAGACAGGAGCAUCCACCCCACAGCGAUGAUGCUGACCAGAAUUAUUAACUUACUGCAGACUCUGUGUCUGUCCGUCGGUGUCCACGCUGAUGUCAUGCAGAGCGAGGCCACCAAGACUUUGUGUGGACGGCUGAGAAUGGAGGUGGAAAGCAGAACAACAAAUGAGCUAUCUCCUCCAGACAGACUGGUGUGCAGGGAGCAGCACCGGAGCUGGUGUACACUGGGCUUCGUCCGGAGCAUCGCACUCAGCCCGCAGGCCUGUGGGGCCCUCAGCUCCCCAAAGUGGAUCACGCUGCUCAUGAAGAUUGUGGAGGGGCAUGCGCCCUUCACUGCCGCCUCCCUGCAGAGGCAGAUCUUAGCUGUCCGUUUACUACAAGCAGUUCUUCCGUCAUGGGACAAGAUGGAAAGGGCACGGGACAUGAAGUGUCUGGUGGAAAAGCUGUUUGGCUUCCUGGGCAGCUUGCUCACUACUUGUUCUUCUGAUGUCCCAUUCCUUAGAGAAUCCACAUUGAGGAAGCGGAGGGCACGACCGCAGGCUUCCUUGACUGCCACUCACAGCAGCACUCUGGCUGAGGAGGUGGUGGGGCUGCUCCGCACUCUGCACUCGCUCACCCAGUGGAACGGCCUCAUCAACAAAUACAUUAACUCCCAGCUCUGCUCCGUCACACACAGCUGCUCUGGGAAGACUCCAGAAAGGGCCCUGCUGGAGGACUACUUCCCAGACUCUGAGAACCUGGAAGUGGGGGGCCUCAGGGCAGUGCUGGCUGUGAUUGGAGGGAUCGAUGGCCGGCUGCGCCUGGGAAGCCAGGUCAUGCAUGAUGAGUUUGGAGAGGGCACAGUGACUCGCAUCACCCCGAAGGGCAGAAUCACUGUGCAGUUCUGUGACAUGCGCAUGUGCCGAGUUUGCCCGUUGAAUCAGCUCAAACCGGGUUUCUUCAUCAGCAACUCUUUGAAGGAUUUUGUGCCCUUUCUUCAGCUCCCUGUUGUGGCCUUUAGCCUAAACAACCUGCCUUUCACGGAGCCUAUGCUUUCUGUCUGGGCUGAGUUGGUGAACCUUGCUGGAAGCAAAUUGGAAAAGCACAAAACAAAGAAAUCAGCAAAACAGGCCUUUGCAGGACAAGUAGACUUGGACCUGCUACGCAGCCAGCAGCUGAAGCUGUACAUCCUGAAAGCAGGGCGGGCGCUGCUUUCCCACCAAGACAAACUAAGACAGUAUCUACUGUCUCAGCCCGGGACUCUACAUGCAGAUGAUGGAGCAGCUGCAUCCCCUGACCUCGGGGACAUGUCACCUGAAGGGCCACAGCCUCCGAUGAUCCUCCUGCAGCAGUUAUUGUCCUCAGCCACCCAGCCAUCUCCUGUGAAAGCCAUAUUUGAUAAACAGGAACUUGAGGCUGCUGCCUUGGCCCUCUGUCCGUGCUUGGCUGUGGAAUCCACACCCCCUUCCAGUGCAGGCUGUGAAGACUGCAGCUCCAGUGAGGCCACCACCCCAGUCUCUGUACAGCACAUCCAUCUUGCCAGGGCGAAAAAGCGCAGGCAGUCGCCAGCGCCUGCUCUGCCUAUUGUGUGCAGCUCAUGGAAAUGGGAUUUCCUAGGAAGAAUAUAGAGUUUGCUCUGAAGUCGCUCUCCGGCACAUCUGGGAAUGCAUCUGGUUUGCCUGGUGUGGAAGCCUUGGUUGGGUGGCUACUAGACCACUCUGAUGUCCAGGUUACAGAGUUCUCGGAUGCGGACACAGUAUCUGACGAGUAUUCAGACGAGGAGGUGGUGGAAGAUGUGGACGAUACCCCAUACCCUGUGGCUGCUGGUGCUGUUGUGACUGAGAGCCAGACUUACAAGAAGCGUGCUGACUUCCUGAGUAACGAUGACUACGCUGUGUAUGUGAG
Chionomys nivalis (European snow vole) is the source of this 2593-nucleotide messenger RNA. RefSeq names its product E3 ubiquitin-protein ligase HERC2-like. Gene Ontology annotation, cellular component: cytoplasm. NCBI's taxonomy places the organism in Eukaryota, Metazoa, Chordata, Mammalia, Rodentia, Cricetidae. Gene Ontology annotation, molecular function: ubiquitin-protein transferase activity; metal ion binding. Bases 475 to 2316 code for a protein of 613 amino acids. The record is from RefSeq and is a predicted model, not a curated record. The transcript is spliced from 16 exons. Gene Ontology annotation, biological process: protein ubiquitination.